Molecule: messenger RNA, 4498 nt
Organism: Megalobrama amblycephala (Wuchang bream)
Lineage: Eukaryota; Metazoa; Chordata; Actinopteri; Cypriniformes; Xenocyprididae
Gene: sap130b
Product: Sin3A-associated protein b
Exons: 21
Coding region: 150-3296 (1048 amino acids)
Biological process (GO): negative regulation of transcription by RNA polymerase II
Cellular component (GO): Sin3-type complex
Source: RefSeq, a predicted model, not a curated record
UCGAGGACUUUUAUUUUAAAAAACAUUCGGGACCGGAAGCGACUUACUGAAGCUAGAUUCCCAUUGAUACCAAUGGUCGAUUUGCCGGGAUACGAAGCGGAUGGAGAGUGCGGGCGUCGUGUUUACGGAAGAACGUGAGAGGUCGUGAAAUGAGUUCUCAGCACUAUCCACGUCCAGGGCUCCCAUCUGGCCUGGGACAAGGACAAACACCAGGCAGUAACACUACAGGACUUCCAGGAAGUCAAAAGAACACAGGAGGACAUGAAGAUUCUAAUCAUGCUCCACGUGAGCUGAUGUCCAGCGGAGCCACAGCGUUCAGAGAUGACAAGCUGGAGACCGUAGUGGUGCGACCCUACCCCCAACCCCAGACUCAGCCCCCGCCCCAUGGAACAGCUCCGACUCUGCCCCCUCCUCUCCCUCAGCACCUCCCCAUCCAGCCAGGGACACCCGUCUCUGUGUCAGCAGCACCAUCCCACCUCCCUCAGGGUCUUUCCCUAGCCUUCACUGAGGGUCCUCUGAAGUCUACCCUAAAGACAACCAUGCCAAGCCGUGUGAUAGCUCCAGCACCUGUGUCAACACCGGGCCACCUCACCCUCCCCCCUAAGGUGCCUGGUCAUAUCACUGCUACCAUGGAGUCUACACAGGCUUCUGGUAUUCCUGUGGCAACCAUCAGUGGUCAGCAGGGUCACACUGGUAACCUGCAUCAUCUAAUGACGAACGUGCAGAUCAUCCGUAGUGGAGCCCCUGCACUGCAGAUCGGAUCCUCCACUGCUCCUCAGCAUCCUUUCACCUCCCAUUUACCCAGAGGAGCGGCUGCCGCGGCUGUGAUGUCAAGCUCCAAAGGAACCACGGUGCUGAGACCAGCAGCCGGUCCGAGCUCCGCCACGGGACAGCCUACAGUCCAGCACAUUAUCCAUCAACCAAUUCAGUCUAGGCCUAUAGUCACUACCUCUACGGCAGUACUGCCUACAGUAGUGGCUCCAGUGACUGCCACCAGACCUCAGUCUCCGGUCAUCACCACAGUGGCUGCCCACUCUGGAGAAAUGGUACACGGUCGUUCUGCGGUGACAAUCCACCCACCCCAAGCAACCUUGAGUAUUCAACGCCCUCCACCCUCACGUGACACGCCCACGCGGAUCACCCUGCCCUCCCACCCUGCCAUUGCUGCUCAGAAAGCCCUUCCUCAUUCUGUUGCACAGAAGCCCAUUUUCAGCACUGUGACUCCUGUUGCUGCUGCAACAGUGGCUCCAAUUCAGGCCACCAAUACUGCACCAUCACCCACUACAACAGGCUCCACCCCCCACACUCAAUUAUCAAGUGGCAACAUUGUCACUAUGACGGUGGCCUCCCAUUCCUCUCAUGCCACAGCAGUGACCACAUCCACCAUCCCUGUGGCUAAAGUGGUUCCACAGCCCAACACACACAUAUCACCACGUAUCCAGUCUGAAUACACUGGAGAAAGGGGCAACCUCAUCCCUAUCUCUGGUCAUCGCUCCUCUCCCAACCCCAUCACCAUGGAGAACCGCACUGACAACAGACAAUCUGUUCCAGUCCAGUUUCAAUACUUCCUGCCUACCUACCCAUCAGCACCAUAUCCGCUGACCCACACUUACACCCCCAUCACCAGCUCUGUGUCAUCCAUACGCCCUUAUCCAGUUACUGCUCAGGCACCCAGCGCAGCCAUGCCUGCCCAAGCCAGUGUAGGAGUUGCAUCUGCAGUUCAUCUGAACUCUAUGCAGCUGAUGACGGUGGACCGCAUUACCCAGAUCAACACUCAGAACAUCCAGCCGGCUGCCAUGGCAGCGCAGGGCAUCCAGCCCACACCCAUCCCAGCCCAGGGCCUCCAUACGUCUGCCCAGAUCACCACCACAAGCAUUCAGCCUACACCAGUCAACCAACAACAACCCCCAACAGAGUCUAAAGCUUCAGUUGUACUGGCUGAUGGUUCGACUCUAGUGGCUAACUCUAUUAGCAAUGCGUUCAACAACAGUCAGCCUGCUACCACUGUGGCCCAGACGCACAAUCAGAGUGCCAACGCUGGAACCCCAUCCCUUGUGACGUCCCCUCGACCCAGCAUUCUGCGCAAGAAACCUGCCAAUGAAGGUGCUGCUGUUAGGAAGAACCUGAUCCCAGGUCAGCUCAGUGACUCCACAACCCCCAGAAUUGAUGGACACAUCAGGAGUGCGUCAGGAUCACCUCGUCCUGCAGGAGUGAAACCCAAACCUGACAUCCACAUGAGCCUCGCUCCAUCAGUAGCUGCGGCAAUAGAGGCUAUUCCUAGCCAAGGAAAUGAACAGCAGCCGCAACAUGUGGGACCACCUCCCUCCCAGCUGGCCUCUCAACCUCUCCCCUCCCUAAUGACGUCAGCCACGCCUCCCUCACAACCCUCUCCUGCUCUCUCAGCCAUACCCGCUGCCAUGGCAGUCACCCCGCCAAUCCCCUCCAUGGCUAAUGUAGUGGCCCCGCCUACUCAGCCAGCAGCCAGCACCACUUCAGCAUGUGCCAUCAGCUCCACCCUCCCAGAGAUGAAUAUUAAGCAAGAGGCGGAGCCUAUGGACAGUACAAAACCAGCGGCAUCAGGUCCAAACAGCGGUGCACAGAUGUUGGCGGUCCCUGCUACAGACGUCACCCUGGGAGCCUCACCCAGAAAGAAACCCCGCAAGCAACAGCACAUCAUCUCCACUGAGGAGAGUGAGAUGAUGGAGACCAACAGCACAGAUGAAGAGAAAUUCCCACCCAAACCCCUCAGCCUACGUGCAGAGAAACGCAAAUCCCCUCCUAAAGAAUACAUAGAUGAAGAGGGAGUUCGGCAUGUUCCUACCCGAGUCCGGCCUCCAAUCACUCUGCUGCGGCACUACCGCAACCCCUGGAAGGCCGCGUACCAUCACUUUCAGAGAUACAGUGAUAUCCGUGUCAAGGAGGACAAGAAGGGAACCCUGCAGGAUGUGGCCAAUCAGAAGGGAGUGGUGUGCAGAGCUCAGGGUUGGAAAAUUCACCUCUGUGCAGCUCAGCUCAUGCAGCUGACUAAUCUGGAGCAUGAUGUCUAUAGUCGUCUGACGACUCUCCAGGAAGGCCUCAUCCCGAAGAAGAAGGCCGGAGCCGAUGAUGAUCUUCACCGUAUAAAUGAGCUCAUACAGGGCAACAUGCAGCGCUGCAAGCUGGUGAUGGACCAGAUCACGGAAGCCCGCGAUUCCAUGUUAAAGGUGCUGGAUCACAAGGAGCGUGUCAUGAAGCUGCUCAACAAGAACAGCAGCACCAAGAAGCUAAAUAAGCUGAAGCGUAAGGACAGAGCGUGAGAUACAUGGACUGGGCCACACCUACCUGAUGUGGGACAGGGUUCAGCAUGACCACAGAACCUCCUGCUCCAUGACUUCUAGCAUGCAGGCACACUGCCCUGCCUCACUCUGUCUCUACCAGAAGAGAUUCACUUUGAGUCCUGAUCUGAUGGCAAAAUGUCUUUAUCUGGCAAGCCCUUCCUCUCCCAGCACACAUAGAAGCUCUAGGAAACGACAAUGUUAAAUUAACCACAACAUGCAUCUUUAACUGUAUCUUCACUGAAAUAUGAAUGUCUAAAUGUUUUAUUUUAAACAAGACAACUCGGUCACAAAGAGGUUUUUUGGGGAAGUUAUUGAAUGUUGAAGACUCCAUUUUUAAGUUAUACAUUAGCAGAUAUCAGUAAAAGCAAUGCUGUACGUCUUCAAGUCUAUAGAUUAUAUUCACCACUUUAUCAUUAGGGUGCCUUGAACGAUGAUGGCCUGGUAUUGACAGUUGUCUGUACUGUAUUAAACACCAGAUGGCAGUAUUUCGUAAUGGCCCUUCAUACCAAAAGGUUUCCAUUUUGUAUUGUAGCACUUGAAACAAUAAGAAUUGAGAAGCCAUAACAACACCAUCCUCACUGUCCUAAAGGAACAAAGACUGGAGUAUUUUACCACAUAUGAUUUGUGGGAAACGUUAAAGGUGCUUUGGUGAAAUGGAGUAUUGUGCCUUUCUGUGUGCCUCAUAAAACAUGGUUUUGUUGUGAUGGAAGCAGUUUUUCUGCGAAGGUUAAACAGAGUCUGAAUGUCUGACUCAUAUUGCAUUCUCACGUCAUUGUCUGUCGAUUUGUGAGGAUUGUUUCAUGUAUCAUCAGUCUUGCAAGCGCUGCACCAGCUAUGGCUCUCUGGGUUUGCUCUUUGGUUGGAUGUGAUUUCAUUCAUGCAUUAAGGGUGGUGAGAAUCAUGUUCAGAUAUGAGAUGUCACUCAGAAUUCAGAGAUAUUUGUAUGUAAGUUAAACCUAAGUGUAUAUAUAAAUAUAAAAAAUAAGCCCUCUUCCAUUUUUUUUUUUUUUUUUUUCUUCUUAAUUGAACAAUAUUAUGUUUAUUUUUCCAGUUAAGUUGCUUGAAGCAGUGUCAUUUGUGGCAAAGAUAAAGCGUUGUAUACUGUUUGAUCACUAAGUUUCAUUAUGAAUGGCAUUUCAUGUUGCACUUCACUGCUGAAGUAAAGAUACUUUGUACAUGUA